AUGGCAGUUGGAAUUCAACCUAUAAGAGAGGUUCUUUCAUCGAGCUCGGCAAAUCAAAGUGCACUUCGAUCUUUACGACGUUCAAAACCUGAAUUAUAUCGUUUAGCAACAUUUAGACAAUGGAGGGCAAAUACACAAUGCAAUAUAUCACCCGCACUACUUUCUAAAGUCGGAUUUUCAUAUACUGGAAAAGGCGAUAAAGUUCGGUGUGAAAUCUGUAAACUGGAAAUUGAAUCAUGGACAUCGGGAAUGGAUCCAAAGCAAGAACAUAUGGAAAGAAGUCCUCAAUGUCCAUUUGUUACAAGUGAAACUGAAAUAUUUUCGAAAAAUGGUAUUAUAUUACGUCAUCUUUCAGUUCUUUGUCUAAGGUUAUCUCAAGCUUGUGUUCUAAAAGCAUUCAAGGGAUUUAUGGAUCAUGGUGGUGGUGUUACUGAUGAUUUUAAUAAAAAUAACAGACCUCCUGAAAAUCUAUUCAUCAAUUCCUUAUCGACGGACACGGUUGACCGCUCUCGAACAUAUACAUUUUCGAAUUGGCCAUCGAUUACACCUAGCGCGCAAGAGAUGGCUUGUGCCGGCUGGUGGUAUACGAAUAUUGCUGAUAGAGUAAUCUGUAUUCAUUGUGAUACAAUGUUUCAUAACUGGAGCGAAACAGAUCGGCCAUACGAGAUUCAUCGUGUUAAGUCGCCCGGAUGUUUCUAUGUUCGUACAAAUGAAUAUAAGCUGACCAGUACACAAAGACAAGUAGCUGUGCCUAGUCCAACAAUAAAUAAUACUCCAAACGGAUAUACCAUUGUAGGAGCAGUACACGCGGAAUACUCAUUAGUUGUUCGUAGACAUCAAACGUUCGAAAAGUGGCCCGAAGCUGAACCAUCAACUUUACCGUCGAUAGAAUCUUUUGUCGAGGCGGGAUUCUUUUAUACAGGAGACAAAACGAUCGUGCGAUGUUUUUAUUGUAACGGAGCACUACGGAACUGGCAAUCAUCGGAUGAUCCUAAAGUUGAACACGCAAGAUGGUUCCCUCAAUGUGCAUAUAUUCGGCAAUAUAUCGGCGAAAACCUAUAUCAGGCUAUUCAACGGAAAAAUCGUGAACUGCGCGCACAAAGAAAUCUACAGGAGAGUACGAAUGGUGAAAAUUCUCAAUACAUUCCUUGGACCAAUGAUGAGAUUGACCGUAUGGUGAAAGCUCGUCUUGACUUACCAGUUGUCGAAAAACUUCGACAAGAAGGUUAUAGUAUGGCCCUCAUCCGCAAAGUCUAUGAAAUGCAACUUCGUUUUAAAAAGGACGAUUUCAAAACUGAUGUCGAUCUCCGUGUUGCAUGUCUUAUUUUAGACAAACAAGUCAAAUUAAUCAAUGGAAACGAAGCUAAUAUACUUAUUCCUCAAAAUUGGCUCAAUAAAUUCAUUGAAGAUCAGAAAAAAGGUAUCGUAAACACCGAACAAUUAGAAAUAAAAAAACCAAUUGAAAUUCAGAAAACUGACACUCCAAAAAUUAUUGGAAAGAUUAUGACGCAACCUAGACUACUGCCAAAAACAGAAGAGACACCUGUCUGUGUGCUGUGUCUGACUACGGAACGUCAAGUAGCAUGUUUACCAUGUGGACAUUUAACCAGUUGUGUAGCAUGCGGACACAGUCUAAAGACUUGUCCUAUUUGUCGAGCUACGGUGAAGGCCUUUAUCCGCAUAUAUACAUGA
Messenger RNA from Adineta steineri, 1692 nucleotides. The record is from the annotation of a GenBank genome assembly. Lineage: Eukaryota; Metazoa; Rotifera; Eurotatoria; Adinetida; Adinetidae.